AUGGGAACAGCCAAGACCCGGGCUCCUCCGAAGGCCGCCACAGAGCCAAAAGUGACGCGACAAAUACCCCAGAAGACUUUCGUGCUUGACAAUGGUGCAUAUGCAAUCAAAGCCGGCUAUGCUCCCGAGCUACCAUCCUCCGACGAGGCCGCGCUCUCGGCCUGCUCCUCGGUCCCUAAUGCCCUCGUCAAGACCCGUGAUAAUCGCGUCGUUAUUGGUGCACAGAUCACCACGAAUGUGAGCGAUUGGAACGAGGCAAUGUUUCGCCGCCCCGUGGAGAAGGGGUAUCUUGUGAACUGGGAAGCGGAAAAGGAAAUCUGGGAGCAGUCUUUCUUCGAUGAGAAGACGGCACGGAAUAAGAACACUCGAGUGGCUUCCCCCGAGGAAACGACGCUGGUGCUGACCGAGGCGCCCAAUACUCUGCCAACGCUACAGCGGAACACGGAUGAAAUGGUGAUGGAGGAAUGGGGGUUUGGUGGGUCAAUACUGAUAUGUCAUUCAAUUGAAGGCCCGACACUCAACGCCUGGAACGAAAUUCAUACCCUAUUCGGCGACUCGAUUACCCCGAACCCUGAUUCGGUGAUCGCGCCUGCCGAUUGCUUGUUGGUAGUUGACUCGGGCUACUCCCAUACGACUGUGACCCCCGUUUACAAAGGCCAAGCCCUUCAGCGUGGAAUCCGCAGACUUGACAUUGGAGGGAAGCACCUGACAAACUAUCUCAAGGAAAUUGUGUCGAUGAGGCAAUACAACAUGGUGGAUGAGACAUACAUCAUGAAUGAAGUUAAGGAAUCGGCUUGUUUUGUGAGCAAUGAUUUUGCUGGGGAUAUGGAACGGACCUGGCAAGCAGGCCGGAAGCGCCAGGCUGGUUCCGAGGAGGGCGUGGUGGUUGACUUCGUGUUGCCUGAUCCCAAUGCGGGCAAGAAGGGCUUCAUGAGACCACACGACCCCCUUCUACAUGCAAAAAAGAAGAAGGGUGCUCUUUCGGGACUUAGCGCUGAGGUCCUGUCAGAAGAUGUCCUGGUUUUGGGCAACGAACGCUUCACUGUUCCAGAGCUCUUGUUUACUCCAAAGGAUAUUGGUAUGAAGCAAGCCGGAGUCCCCGAAAUCAUUAUUCAAAGCCUGUCUGCUUUACCUCCGGGCUUGCACGCCGCUUUCCUGGCGAAUGUCCUGGUUGUUGGUGGCAAUGCAUUGAUUCCAGGCUUCAUGGAGAGACUGGAAACUGAACUACGGCAAAUAGCCUCGGCUGAAUGUGUUGUGAGAGUGCGCCGGGCUCACGAUCCUAUUCGCUCGGCAUGGCUCGGAGCAUCUCGUCUCGCCAACAACCGAGAAGAAUUGAGCAAGGUUGCUAUUACCCGACAGGAAUAUCAAGAGCACGGGUCUACAUGGGCUGGUCGACGCUUCGCUGGCACUGUGUGA
Penicillium alfredii is the source of this 1416-nucleotide messenger RNA. RefSeq names its product actin family protein (gene arp6). The record is from RefSeq and is a predicted model, not a curated record. NCBI's taxonomy places the organism in Eukaryota, Fungi, Ascomycota, Eurotiomycetes, Eurotiales, Aspergillaceae. The coding region runs from base 1 to 1416 and encodes 471 amino acids. Gene Ontology annotation, cellular component: Swr1 complex. The transcript is spliced from 4 exons. Gene Ontology annotation, molecular function: nucleosome binding.